AAGUGUAAUUCGGGUAUACUUACUUGAAAGUCAGAAGUUGGUGGUCCAAAACUGGCGGGAAGGUCAAGCGGUCAAGCUUUCAAGUUCAAGUCGAGCUAAAGGAUGCUUUUCUGAUCAUGGUUCGCUGUGAGCCAGGGAUUCGAAAGCCGAAGCGCCCAUUGUCAUAUGUAGACUCGGGCUCGGAGCCGUUCACACUUGCCACUACAGUUGCUUCAUCGUUGUACACGAACGUCUUUAUGUAUGGACGCAAUUCGAGUACCGAAAGUCCCGGACGUAUUAUGCAGCAAGUCAGGCAGUACCAGCUCUGGCACACUUCAUCUUACAACCCAUCACCUCAUCUUCGUCUAUGAUGACUCUACAAAGGAAGAGAUAGGACAGGCACCCUACCCACUCAUUUCUUUGGUUACGCGGCUACCGCAGACAUUGAGUGGCUUGUAUCCAUUGACCGUUCAUACCCGAACGUUCGAAACGUUCACGCUCUCAUUCAAGGCACUUCAAGACGCAGUGGAUGUAUUUGAGAGUAUCAAAGAGCUGACUGUUGUCACCACUAUCAACCAGCUCUAUGCCUUUUUCUAUACCCCGAAUCCCCCCUUCAACCCCACGAAUGGUUGGUCAAUAUAUAACCCCAGAGAAGAGUUCGGUCGGAUGGGUGUCGGCACUAGAACGAAAGCCUGGAGAUUUACUGACCUGAACAAAGAUUACUCAUUCUCUCCUACAUACCCUGCCAAGUUGGUGGUCCCGACACGAAUCAGUGAUACGACCUUGCAAUAUGCUGGGAAGUACCGCAGUAAAUGCCGCAUACCAGCUCUCACAUAUCUUCAUUGGGCGAACUAUGGGAGCAUCACUCGUUCGAGCCAACCAAUGGUUGGCUUGACUGCUAACCGUUCGAUACAGGAUGAGAAGUUAAUUGAAGCGAUCUUUCAAACUCAUCAUUUUACGGAGAGCCGUGCUGCCGCCGCACCAGUGUACGGGGCAACUAAAACUAACCUCAUCAUUGACGCACGCCCCACCGCUAAUGCCAUGGCCAAUACAGCCAAAGGUGCAGGUACGGAGAACAUGGACCAUUACAAGGAUGCCAAGAAGGCAUACCUAGGAAUCGACCAUAUUCACACAAUGCGUGAAUCUUUGGCCAAAGUGGUGGAGGCAUUGCGAGAAACAGAGAUGGUAGCCGCAAGUGCUGGCGGAACAGUUCCUGGAGAGAAUAUGGCGGUACCUAUUCUUGACAGGCAAGCCCUGAGACGCUCUGGCUGGCUUCGCCACAUCUCUGCUAUCAUGGAGGGAACAGUACUUAUUGUUCGAAAUGUGCACAUCAACUCCUCGCAUGUGCUCAUUCACUGCUCAGACGGGUGGGACAGGACUGCGCAACUCUCUUCCUUAUCACAACUUUGUUUGGAUCCGUUCUACAGGACUAUACGCGGAUUUCAAAUUCUAGUGGAGAAGGACUGGUUGUCGUUCGGUCACAAGUUCUUAGAUCGCUGCGGCCACCUGUCUUCAGAGAAGUUCUUCCUCGCCCCCGUGGAAAAUACCAGCAACGCAAGUGGCGCAGAGGCCGCGCAGGCGUUCUUUGCUUCUGUACAGAAUCGCUUUACUUCACAGAGUCAUAUCAAGGAAACGAGCCCUGUGUUCCAUCAAUUCCUCGAAUCCGUUCGGCAGCUCCAGCGUCAGUUUCCUGAACGAUUCGAGUUCAAUGAACGUUUUCUCCGGCGACUUCAUUAUCACUUGUAUUCAUGCCAGUUCGGUACGUUCUUAUGCAACACUGAACGCGAGCGGCGCAUAGGGGAUGGCGAACGUCCUCCCUGCGAAGCUACAGUUAGCGUCUGGGACCUUUUCAAUUCGACAGCAGAGAACGGACUCAACCUGAACCCUGAUUACGAUCCCUCCUUGGACGAUCCUGCCAGCCGCAGACCAAAGACCGAUCAAGGCGUGCUUUUGCCGAACCCCAAGGAUGUACGAUUCUGGCACGAGUUGUAUGGACGCACCGAUGAGGAGAUGAACGGAAGGUUCGUGGUGAAACAAGCCGCCCAAGAACCUGAAUAUGUCGCUCCUGUUGUGACCAUACAAGACGGCCCUGCAGAUGCCCCACUACCGUUGGCUCCUUCGAUACCCCUUCCGCCGUCACCUUCACCUUCUCCCGCGCCUGCUGCAGGGAGUCCUUCGUCACUAGCCGGACAAGCGCAGAGAGCUGUUUCUCCUCCGCCGCCAAAGACCACCAUGCUUGCCUCCAGCUCUGCACCAGCCCUGAACCAGCGAACUAGACAUGACAGUUUGAGACCUUUUGAUACAGAUGCUGAAGGUUCUGCCUUUACUCUGAAGACCCAGGGUUCAAGAUGGUCUUCACGACCGGCUUCACCAAGCCGAACCGCGAGCCUGCGAGCUCCCCUUUCACCUCGAGCCACGACUAGCCAACCGUCAGCAGAUCUCUUCCCGGGUGGUGUACGUUCGAUGUGGGGAAAGCUUUCUUCCAAUGCAUCAGCUGCCUUCUCGGCUGUCCAGGAUGCCUAUGGUGGGGUGACGAAAGACUUGAAGGUCUUAUCAAUCUCAGCAAGCGCGUCAAGUUCACAAGUUGAUGGCGGGGGAGAGCUCAAGAGUAAGGAGGAGUUGGGUGCGACCUGGGUGUCCGAGGGGCUGUCGUCCACUCGAACCACCAGUCCUUCGUACACGCUUGGUUCUUCCACAAAUCCUUGGUCAACCGCAUCCGCACGUCCUAGUUUGCCAUCAAUGUUUGUGGAUAACCCAUGGAGUUCGGUUAGCGCAUCACCGACGCAAUUGCAAUCUCUUCGAGCAGACACACUUUUCGAACCAUCCAGUGGUCUUCCAGUGGAUCCAUCGAUCGCAUUGCCGACUCGUCCACUUUCGCGAAGUAAAUCUCCAUCCUCCGAUCCAUUCUUUGGUGAUCCUGGGCCCAAAAGUCUGCCACCCACGCCUCCUCCAGCUAAUUCAGAUGACAUAAGUUCUUCCGCCGGGGUUCCUGCUUCGGACCCAUUAGGUGUUGGUGUAUGGACAUGAGCACACGGACCUCCAGUUGUACCAUAUCAAUUGUACUGUUCGAUGUAUGUUUAGCACAUAGACAGAGACGUCAUUUAGUCGACCACUCUCUUCAAACACCACCUGAUGUACUUAUAUAUCAGCUGUACGCAAGCGAGCACGCAUUUUAGAUGAAUACGUUUUGCUGCUUUCCU
This is a messenger RNA of Somion occarium, 3179 nucleotides long. The record is from the annotation of a GenBank genome assembly. Lineage: Eukaryota; Fungi; Basidiomycota; Agaricomycetes; Polyporales; Cerrenaceae.